GCAUGUGUUGAUAUAUUUACCAAGUGACAUAUUUAAAUUCAUUAAACCAGCAACUUAUUUUUGUAAUUUAUUCUAGUAGAAAGGAAAAACUGAGAAUUUUAAAAACACAGAUAUCUCCUAUUUUAAGAGAUAGUCUGCCAAGUCUGUAUAGGCUAUCAUCCAGCAUAAGACAUGAGUGAAAAAAGAUGAACAGUUUCAUCCACAUUGGUACAAAAUGUACAAGGAGUAGGAUCAAAAUUAAAGCAGAGUAUUUAUGGAAACUUUUAAAGAUUUCUGUCACAGGACAAACAGUAGAAAGCUUUUUUGGUGUGGAGUUUAAUUCCUUAAACCCCAGUGGCCAGUUUGUGUAGUGUGUUGAGAAAGUGAGAACAGGUCACAGGUGAGAUAAUUGGAUGUGAAAUAUGCUGCAGGAGGGCAGCCUUCUUUCUAAACCAACAAAGAAUUGAGGAGAAAACAGGCUCGGGGACUGCUGGGGAAUACAGGCUGUUAGGUGUGCUCUGUUUGAUUUUGAUCAAGCAAUGGCUUCAGUCCGUGUAGCUGUCCGAGUCCGUCCAUUGAACAAAAGAGAAAAGCAGUUAUCAUCGAAGGUCAUAACCCACAUAAAAGGGAACAGCUUAUCUAUUCAUAAGCCUUCACCUGUUCAAGAGGAUGAGCUGAAGGACAGAGGGAAGAUCUUUUCUUAUGACUUCUCAUAUGAUUCAACUGACAGAGGAAGCCCCACAUUUGCAUCCCAGGAGAAGAUUUUCCAUGACUUGGGGUCUGAUGUCCUGAAAGCUGCAUUUGAGGGUUUCAAUGCCUGUGUGUUAGCCUAUGGCCAAACAGGCUCAGGAAAAUCUUACACCAUGAUGGGUCAUAAAGAAGAUAAAGGUUUAAUCCCACGGAUCUGUGAAGGCUUGUUCUGUGAAAUAUCUCAGAGAAGCACGACUGAUGCCGUGUCAUUCCGUACAGAGGUCAGCUUUUUGGAGAUCUACAAUGAACGUGUGCAGGAUCUCCUUAAGAACAGAACAACACCCACAGAUAAUGGAGGCUUGAGAGUGAGAGAGCACCCCAGGGAUGGGCCCUAUGUCGAGAAUCUGUCCAAGCACUUGGUGCACACCCACAGUGACAUAGAGGAGCAGAUCAUUCUUGGAAAUGCCAACCGCACCACAGCCAGUACGGGGAUGAAUGACGUCAGCAGCCGCUCUCAUGCAAUCUUCACCAUCAACUUCACUCAGGCGUGGUUUGAUGCAGAGUUGCCAUGUGAAACGCUGAGUAAGAUCCACCUGGUAGACCUGGCAGGCAGCGAGAGAGCUGAUGCCACACGCACCACAGGCACCAGGCUGAAGGAAGGUGCCAACAUCAACAAAUCCCUGGUCACCCUUGGCAGUGUGAUCUCAGCUUUGGCUGACCUCAGCGUGAGAGGACAGAAAACAAAAAAGAAGAGGCAGAUCUUCAUUCCUUACCGAAACUCUGUGCUGACUUGGCUACUUAAAGAUAGCCUGGGUGGGAACUCAAAGACCGCUAUGAUAGCAACCAUUUCUCCUGCUGAUGUGAACUAUGGGGAGACCCUGAGCACAUUGCGCUAUGCCAGCCGCGCUAAAAACAUAGUGAACUCUCCCACAGUGAAUGAAGACAGCAGCGUGAAGGUGAUCAGAGAGCUGCAAGAAGAGGUUACCAGGCUCAGGAUGCUGCUAGAGGAAGCCAAUCAGGUUUCCCGCGGGGAGCUGUCUUCCUCUGUGAACGUAGAGGAGGAGCUGCAUCAGAAUGAGGCAAAGGUGCGAACACUGACCAAGGAGUGGACCAACAAAUGGGGGGAAACUCAGAGUAUUCUGCAGGAGGAGACGGUGGCUCUGAGGAAGGAGGGGAGUGGAGUGGUCCUUGACUGCCAGUUACCUCAUCUGAUAGGCAUCGAUGAAGACCUGCUGAGCACUGGCAUCAUCCUCUAUUAUUUGAAAGAUGGCAGAACCUUGAUCGGGAGCAACAAAACAUCAUGCAGUCAGGAUAUUGUCCUUCGUGGGCCUGGACUCUGCAGUGAACACUGUGUGUUUGAGAACCGUGCUGGGAGCGUGACUCUGAUCCCUCAGGAUGGUGCACUGUGUUCAGUGAAUGGCUCUGUGGUAACUGAACCCUGCCAGCUGACUCAGGGUGCCAUCAUACAUCUAGGGAGAGGAACCAUAUUUCGCUUUAACCACCCCACAGAAGCUGCCCAGCUCAGAGAAGAACGCCAGAGCAAGCUGCUGUCUGCCUCCAGCCUGUCCUUGACUGACAUGUCCGAAUCUACCGAGAGUCUGACCAAGGUGAUGCUGCAAAAUCCAGGGCGGAUGGAAGAGAAGCUCAACCAGCAGGAGGUGGAAUGGCAGCAGGUCCAAGACAGCCUGAACAGACGCAACCGGGACAUCAAAAGACUUUCAAAGGAAAACAGUGGGGCUCCCCAUAAACACAGAGCAGAUGAGAAGACAAAAGGAGAUGAGAUAGAAGUGACUGGCAAUGGCCAGAUGGAUGUGCUGGCUGCUGGGACACAUGAAUCCAAACUGCCAAGCAGCUCUCCUACAUCUGUCACAACAGACAAGCUCACCACUACAGCCAUACCUGGAAAAUAUCCUGUUCCUCACACUAGUUUUGAGUUGGAUGGAGACACACUACAGGGUGGGGUGACCACCAGAGAUGGCCAGGAGCAGGAGAGGGACUUGUGUCAUAAAUCAGGGCCAGAGCUCAUGUCUGAGCAGCUGCAGAGGAAAGCUGGGAGUGGGGCUGGAGUCGCAUGUUAUAAGGGAGAGGAGCUGUGGUCAGGGGAUGCCAGCCUCCAGCAGACAAGUGUCCUGGGCCCGGGUGAUGGAUGUGGCAUGAAGCCAGAGGGGAAUGCUAACGAGAUCCAAGGUGUUGUGACUGACUGGUACAAGGGGGGACCUGGCUCUGCUGGGAGCUCAUUAGGCAGCAUGUCCCACCUGCAGAGAAUAGGAGGAACUCGCUCCACAUCUGUCCUCCCACAGAUCAGCACUCAUUCUCAGCUCGACAAAAAGCCUCCCAGCAGUCAGGCAGCCCGCUGUCCACCUGACGAAACUGCUUUCGAGGGCCAGUUUGGCUGUGAAGAGAUGGAUGAAUCUGCAGGUUUGGAGGAGAUCCCGGACAUGUGUGUGACAGAGACUGCAAGAGUUGCAGUUCAAAGCUCAGGGCUGGGUUCUUUGCUCAACAGAGUUUCUCGGAUUGUCCAGGAUGCAGGGCGUCACCUUUGGAGUUCUCCACAAUCACAGCAAGUCAGAGAGGAGGGAAAAUUGCCUGUUGGGGCCUGCUGGUCCAGUCAUGUUGUCUCCCUAGUCAGGGAAAGCAAGGUCCUGUCUGUAGUGAAGAACAGCCCUGUCUUCUCCCUGGUUAAAGGGAGCUAUGUCUUUUCACUGUUCAAGGAUAGUCACAUUUUUUCCAUGGUGAAAGACCUACCACUCAUACAGCACAUCCAGACAGAGAUAAAUCAACACCUUCAGGCUGAGGAGGCAGCUAGAAUUAUUCAGGGCUGCAUUAGUCCUCACGCCACACAACUCCCGGUCCUGUCCCCAACUCAUUAUUUUAUCAAAGCAGAAGAAUUGCCAGAUGACCUGCAGCUAAUCCCAGAAGGUAUCUUGACAAUGAAUAUGAGUAUUGGGGAUCUGCAGUUACCAAAAGAGCAGAGCAUGGCUGAUAUUGACAUAAAACAAGGAGACAAAACAGUUACAGUGCUGUCACCAGUGAAACACACUAGUGCACCUGCAGACAAGGAUCAGGCAUUGGAGAAUUCAGUGACUGUGCAGAACAAAGAUGACAUCCAAAUCUUCUGUCUAACAUUGAUAGAAUUUCCUGAUGACCUUGUGAACCUGCAAAAUCUUCCGAUGCAAGACCUGAUGGUCUCUCUGCAGUCUGUUAUUUCUACCUCAGUGCUCACUUCCCAGAAGAUUGUAGCUCUCUCUUGGCUGAAUGUCGCUAAAUGUAGCCAACCUGAACCCUGUCCUGCGCUCUUGAUCCUGAUGGAGACAGGCCUUUAUACGCUGACUACUGACUCUGGGCUCCUGGUGCUGUUCCAUCAUCUCCCCUUGUUGCAGCUGAAGGAGGUGCAGAUAGGCUUAGCAGGUCACAGUCUGCGUUUGACGGGGACUACAGAGGAGAGCAUCUUGGGUCUGUACACCAACAGCCAGGAGCAUACCAAAGAGCUGUGUUGGGCCAUACUUGGUGUCAUCUGCCCCGAUGACAAGAGGGUCUCUCAGCACCCACUGCUCUGCGGAGACUUAACGAGGAUCUCUCUAGACUGGCAGGCUUAUUUACCUGACCUGCUGCUGGAUGCUGGUUUAAGGGUGUGCUGCCAGUUUCAGAAAAGUCUUACAGAUCUGGUUUACCUCCUUCAUUGUAACAUGGAUCAACAAACAGUCGCUCUGGGAGAGGUGCAGCUGCUACUGUACACAAGUGUAGGGGUGUGUGUUAGUUCCAGUAACCGCACUGCGGCUUUGGCCCAGCUUUUACUUACUGAUACCCAUCUCGGUCUGGUGCAGGAGGAUAUUGUCUUUCACCCGACCCCAUGCUCUGUGAUCAUAGAGCCCUGCCGUCCCCAGUUCCACGAUUUAACUCUUCGUCAGCGCUCAGAUGUGCGCUGCGUGCUGGUGCAUGAUGAAGACAAGCGUGGAGCUGUCAGACUGGAUGUAAUCCUUGCAAAUGUGAGGGCCAGGGGUCACCCUGAAAGUGCAGCUAUCCCACCUGCACAUGCUUCAAAUUCAUCUCUGCAUGCAGAAGUGUGGAAAUUAACUUUCAGUUGCUCCGCUGAGGCCACCUGCCUGAUUAAUCACUUGUCAAAUGUCUGAUCAAGGACUGAACAGCCGGUAAUGAACAGCCCAGCUUGAAAACUCUGACUCACAGGGAGCAAUGGCAAAAGUGCAUCCCAACCAGACAGUGUUGUCACAGUUCACUGUGACCAAUUUAGAAGUUUUUGUAUUGAUUUGUUUUUAUAUUAAAUGACUUAAGUACUUGAGAAUUUGUCUUUAAAACACUUUAAUUUCUAUGUUUUCACAAUGUUAAUGUUCUUUACCCAAUACCUCACCAGUAAUAUUGUCAUAGAUGUUCUUAGUUUAAUGUGGGAUGUUUUAAAUUAGGGGUUGAAGGUUCAACAUUGAGGAUUAAAAUCAUGUUUGUAACUUUGUUUCAUGGGCAUUAUAAUAUAUAUUUUUAAAGAUUUUACAUUAUGAUCUCAAUGUCAUGGUUAAGUUGUAUAUAUGUAUGUCAAGUUGUGGUCAAUAUCAAAUAUAUUUUAUGUAAGAAAAUAGAUCUAUUGAGGUGGAUAUGUGUGAAUAUGUUUUGUAAAAAUAAACGGAAGGUAAAUCCA
This is a messenger RNA of Thunnus maccoyii (southern bluefin tuna), 5317 nucleotides long. RefSeq names its product kinesin family member 16Bb (gene kif16bb). Gene Ontology annotation, biological process: microtubule-based movement. The transcript is spliced from 20 exons. Lineage: Eukaryota; Metazoa; Chordata; Actinopteri; Scombriformes; Scombridae. The record is from RefSeq and is a predicted model, not a curated record. Gene Ontology annotation, molecular function: ATP binding; microtubule binding; microtubule motor activity. Bases 519 to 4799 code for a protein of 1426 amino acids.